AUGCGUUUCACCAUCGCUCUCACCACUCUGGCCGCCGUUGCCAUCGCUGCUCCCCUCGAGUCCCUCGUCGCCCGCCAGGACGAUGUCAACACCAUCAUCGCUGCUCUUGCGGCCGAGAACCCCGAGGAUGCCGAGGCCGCCAAGAAGGGUCUGAAGGCUCGCGAGCUGAAGCUGACCCAGGAUGAGGAGGAAGAGGAGAUUUUCAAGCGUGAGCUCAAGCUCACCCAAGACGAAGAGGAGGAGGAAAUCUUCAAGCGCGACAUCAAGUUGACUCAGGACGAGGAAGAGGAAGAGAUCUUCAAGAGAGAGCUCAAGCUCACUCAAGACGAGGAGGAAGAAGAGAUCUUCAAGCGGGACGUGAAGCUUACCCAGGACGAGGAGGAGGAAGAGAUCUUCAAGAGAGACGUCAAGCUCACCCAGGAUGAGGAGGAAGAGGAAAUCUUCAAGCGUGAUGUCAAGUUGAUACAGGACGAGGAAGAGGAGGAGAUUUUCAAGCGCGAUGUUAAGUUGACCCAGGAUGAGGAGGAGGAGGAAAUCUUCAAGCGUGAACUCAAGCUCACUCAGGACGAGGAGGAAGAGGAAAUCUUCUAA
This is a messenger RNA of Colletotrichum karsti, 591 nucleotides long. RefSeq lists its product as uncharacterized. NCBI's taxonomy places the organism in Eukaryota, Fungi, Ascomycota, Sordariomycetes, Glomerellales, Glomerellaceae. The record is from RefSeq and is a predicted model, not a curated record. The coding region runs from base 1 to 591 and encodes 196 amino acids. The transcript has a single exon.